Messenger RNA from Myripristis murdjan (pinecone soldierfish), 1316 nucleotides. RefSeq names its product solute carrier family 35 member D2 (gene slc35d2). The transcript is spliced from 12 exons. NCBI's taxonomy places the organism in Eukaryota, Metazoa, Chordata, Actinopteri, Holocentriformes, Holocentridae. The record is from RefSeq and is a predicted model, not a curated record. The coding region runs from base 116 to 1138 and encodes 340 amino acids.
UCAACAGAUGACUGCCACACAGUUGUAACGGGAGUGGAAAGAGAAAGCACCAGCAGCGAGAAGAAGCGAGGGCAAGGGACAAUUAUUUAUCCCCCCAAAAAUUCAUGAUAGCAGUAUGUCUGCCAAAGUCUGCCAGGAGGCGGAUCACUCCGGACUGCUCAAGUUUUCCUCUGCUGCGUUUUACGCCGGCAGCUCGUUUCUGAUCACGGUGGUGAACAAGACUGUGCUCACCAGCUUCAGAUUCCCUUCGUACAUGUGUCUGGGACUCGGCCAGAUGAUCACCACUAUUGUAAUCCUUUAUUCUGCAAAAAUGAACAAAACAGUCCAGUUUCAAGACUUUGACAGAAGUAUUUUCUUCAAAAUAUUCCCUCUCCCCUUGCUGCAUGUUGGAAACCAUAUGACAGGACUCGCAAGCACCAAAAAGCUAAGUUUACCCAUGUUUACAGUGUUGCGAAAAUUCACCAUAUUGAUGACGAUGAUCCUGGAAGUACAUAUAUUAAGAAAAACAUUUCCAAAACGUCUUGUCUACAGUGUUGUGGCCAUAGUCCUUGGUGCCUUGGUUGCUGCAAGUGCUGACUUGGCAUUCGAUGCGGAGGGCUACACUUUUAUCCUGCUCAACGAUGCCUUCACAGCUGCCAGCGGUGUGUACACCAAGAAAAAACUCGGCUCUGAGGGUCUUGGGAAAUAUGGCGUCUUAUUUUACAAUUCAUUAAUCAUUGUCAUCCCGACUCUGUUGGCAAGUGUAUUCACGGGAGACUUGCACAAGGCCAUCACCUUUGAAGACUGGGUGAAAGGCACCUUUAUUUUUUGUUUCCUCAUGUCCUGCAUCAUGGGGUUUUUGCUGAUGUACUCAAUAGUUUUGUGUAGUCAUUAUAACUCGGCGCUCACCACCACAGUCGUGGGGGCAAUUAAGAAUGUUGCAGUUGCGUAUAUCGGCAUCUUUGUGGGUGGAGACUACCUUUUCUCUUGGACAAACUUCCUGGGCCUCACCAUUUGCAUGUCAGGUGGAAUUGUGUACUCCUACCAGACAUUUAACAGCAAACCUUCAUCUGAAAGUAAAGGAGAGGCAACACAAGAGCAGCUGAAGAUCCACAUUGCAGAAAACUCUACAGGGAAGCACUCUGCUGGCAUUUACUGAUCCGGCUCAGCUUGCAUCUGUCAGUGGCACUCCUCUGCUCCAUAUUGGAGCAAAUGAUUGAUUUCCUGUUAUUUUUAUAUUUAUUUAUGCAGCUGAAUUCAUUAUCCUGGUAGAUUACCGUUACUAAAUAGUGUGCUACCAAUCAUGUAAUUCAAUAAAGUGACAGGAGGUGAGUCUG